CGGCGCGGCCACCGACGUCGUAACGGACAGCAACGAUACCACGACCUCGAACCAGGUAAUCGCUGCCCAAAUGGAGGAAGACGUGGAUGUCUCCAACGCCGCCACCGUCACGGUCAUGGCGGGGCAGUCGAGCACCACGACCCUCACCGUGGGGGGCGGCACGACCUCGGUCCCGCCCACCACGACGAUUACAAUCACCAAGACCCUGACGACCAGCUGGACGGGCGCCUCCUCGACAUCGUCAUCAUCGACGACCUCGAGCGCGGCGACUGCGACUGCUUCCUCGACCUUCACUGUGACGCAGGAGGUGCUCGAUUUUGCCAGGGUGGGUGUGCUGUUCAUCCUGCAGGAGGAGCAGCUGAGCGACGCUUCGACGGCCCAAACGGCCCUCGAGUCAUUCUUUGAGUCCUCAGCCCAGACGGCCACCGCGGCCAGCAACAUCUCUCUCGCCAACGGGAACACGAUCGACCUCGUGAACUUUCACAUCGACGUGGGCACGGGCCUAGUCGGCAGCCUCAUCACCACCAAAAAGCGCGAGUUGGAUGAAGCGGGCUCUAUACAUCUGUAGAGCUGGCCCUGACUAGGCCGCUUGGGGGAACAAUCUAUAGGAAAAUGGGCAAGGGAGGAGUGGAAGAAGGAGGGUCAAAUGUCGAGCCAGAGAAAUGGGACAAUAUGAUGAGACAUGAAGACACUGGUUUUCUUUUUUUUGGAAGCAGGGAUACCCGUGAUCUCCCACU
Molecule: messenger RNA, 737 nt
Organism: Cryphonectria parasitica EP155
Lineage: Eukaryota; Fungi; Ascomycota; Sordariomycetes; Diaporthales; Cryphonectriaceae
Exons: 1
Coding region: 71-568 (165 amino acids)
Source: RefSeq, a predicted model, not a curated record